GAACAAGAAGAACAAGCACACACUGACGAUAAUAGGAAUCAAAACGCGAACGGAAAAGCCAGCGGUGUCGCGGAACGGUGCAAAGUGGGGUCAAAUCAAAGCAGCCAAAGUCCUGCUUACGAAAGUAAACAACGGUGACGGGCCACUACUGCAGGUGGAGCAGCGUCCAGCAUCCAGAAUCCUCCUCUAUGUGUGGUUAAGUGUGUCGACUCCGAGUCUACUGUUGCCCCAGGCCCCAGCAGCCAAAGCAGGGUGGGAUGAGGGAAGAGCGGCCUUGUUUAUAGGCAGGUGCGCGUCUGUCCCAGCAGAAGAGAAGCAACAGAAGGAGCAGCCUCAACAUAAUUUAAACCUCGAAGAAAAGUGAAAAACCGAAAAACAGAAGGAGCAACGGGAAACGGGGAAACGAAAACGAGAAAACGAGAAAACGCUUCGAUAAUUCGGUUCGUUCGGGUCCAGGAGAGCGGUGGAGCGUGGAGAACGGUGCACAGAGAGCGAGUGCUGUGUAUGUGUAUCCGUGUCCGUGUCUGUGUGUGUGUGUGUGUGUGUGGCAGCAUCCUGGAAAAGCAGAAGAGCGGAAAAGCAGAGCAAAGCAAAAGCAACAUAAUCAAACAGAAAUAUAAAAACAGAGUUUUCCCCUAGACCCAACUCCUCUUCCAACCCUCCCCCGUCCUGCAAGAAGCCCCAACCAAAUCCCCAACCACAUACAGCGUGCUGUCAACAAUUUCCCAAUUGUCGUCGUCCUCGUCGCCAUUGCUGUCGGAGCAGUCACCAUCAGAACAAUCAUGGAAUGCCGCUGAGGCCGACUCCAGGAGAACCCAGAACCACAGCAGCAGCCCAGCUCCUCCUCGUCCUCCCACAGUGCACUCAAUGCCAGGCGGCACAGCACAGGGCUUCGUCACCCCACAGCAGGCUAUAGAAAUUGCUAUAGAUACAGCUAAAGAUACAUGUCCAGGCCCAUAUCCAUGUCCAGGCAGUGAUUAUCCCUCGCUGUGAGCCAGAGAGCCCCCCGAAAUUCCCAGUGACAAUUAAGUAGAAUCAACUGAUCCAGACUUAGUCCCCCGGCCCAGACCAAGUUCCAGAACCCAGCACUCGGAUUACCCACAGACUGCAGUCCAGUUCCAGCUUCAGUUUCAUCUUAGUUCCAGUCCCAGAAGAAAAAACGCAGCAAGAUGGCCACAGACUUUCUGUUCCCCAAAAUAGCGGAUUGCUCCUAUGUGUCCUGUUACUGCGAGGAGAACGUGUGGAAGCUCUGCGAGCAGGUGAAGCGGACGCGGCCCGAGGAGCUGGCCACUUGCUAUGCGGUGUUCGUGUCCAACGAGGGUCGCACGGUGCCGCUGUGGCGCCAGAAGGCCGGACGUGGCGACGAUCAAGUUGUGAUAUGGGACUACCAUGUAUUCUUCAUGCACAAUCCCUCGCCGAACCGCUGCCUGGUGUUCGAUCUGGACACCACGCUGCCCUUCCCCACAUACUUUCACAAGUACGUGACGGAGACAUUUCGCUCCGAUCUGGCCCUGCGACCGGAGCAUCACAGAUUCUUCAGGGUCAUACCCGCAGACACAUAUCUCAUUGAGUUCUCCUCGGACCGGCGGCACAUGCGACGGCCGGAUGGAAGCUGGAUCAAGCCGCCGCCCUCAUAUCCACCCAUUCUAUCAAACACAAAUAUGCACUGUCUAGGCGACUUCAUCUGCAUGAGCGCCGGCAAGGGCCCUGGAGCCGUCUACAGCCUCUCGGAGUUCGUGCACAACUUCUACAAGUCGCCAAAUAUGGUGGCGCAGAACAACAAGUAGAGAGGAGGAUCCACAGACACUGUCCAGACACUACACACAUCCGCAUCCAGGCCCGCGCACCCACGCACCCACGCACCCACCAUCCAAGAAUCCAUGUCCCUUCGGAUCAUGUCGAGAGAUCUUUUUGUCUUUGUGGUGCAGUUGCUUGCCAGAUAGACAGUUAAUUACCAAUUGCAUAUACAUAUAUACAUAUAAACAUACAUAUAUAUAUAUACAUGAAUAUAUUUAUGAUAAUGUAUUUUUGUAUUCAGGUUAACAGAAGAAGACACGUCAAGCCGCUCGCCGCGCUCCCGCUGUGCUCUUCAGAUCAUUUGUAUUGAAAUUCAAUUCUAAAGAAAUUAUAAAUCUAAUUAUACAUUUUUUAUUGUAUGUAUUGUAUUCGAUAAAACACUCUUAGAUAUAUAUCAUAUGUCGCGUAUAUCAUAUACUAUAUACAUACAUAUAUACUGAUACGAAUCGGAUCUAGCUAAGAGGGCAGGCCAAGAAAUGCGAUUUUUAUUCGUUACUCUCUCCAAAUACUUUUUGUAACCUUAAACUUAAAACCUAGAACCAACAAAAACCAAAAACCCAAACCUAUUCGAAGGGAAACGCACCAAUUACGAGUUAAACUACAACAUUUAUAAACCAUUUAUGGCAACAUACACUCAUACAUACACUAGUAAACGUAUCUACGAAGAUGUAUGUACAUAUACCGUACGGUAUGGAUGUACGGAUAUGGAUAUGGAUAUGGAUAUGGAUAGACUACGCUACGCUCUUGAUUCUGUAAUUCAAUUUUUGGCUAAGCUAAAAGCAACCUUAAGCUUAACAUUAUCUCUAACUCGAUCUCUAUAUCUAAAAAAAACUAAAACGUUGACUCGAAGCUAAAGCUAAAGCUAAAUCGAAAGGAAUAAUUAAAUUAAUGCUUGUUAACUUGUUUUACCGUAUUUAUUGUACACUAAUUACGUGCUCGUACAACAAUUAUAAUUGUAAUUCGAAUGUAUGUAUAUGCAUACAUUAUGUAUUUACUUUGUAUACAAGAAAACGUAACGAAACGAAACGAAAUCCGAAACGAAACGGAGCGAAACCGAAGAUAAUAUUGAUAAUAUGUAUGUUUGUAUUUAGCUAGUUUUUGUACGGUUUGUAUGCCCGAUGAUCCUCAGCAGAGUCCGCAUUAGCUUCCCCUCCCAUUACCAAUUACCAAUUACCAAUUACUAAUUCCCAAUUCCCAAUUCCCAACCAAAUCGGUCCCGCUUAGAGUUGAUUUCGAUACAUUUAUCGUAUCGUUUCCCCGUUCGAUUUACGACUUGUGACGCGCAAAGACUGAUUCAUUAUACGCUCUACGGUAGCAGCAGUCCCUCUCCCAGGAUACCCCCGCCCACUCCGGAUUAUUGUAGUCUUCUUCUUCUUUGGAUUGUUUUUGUCGCUAGACGCUCCGCUCCCCCUUAACAAUCAAGAUUAGUUAACGAAACUCGCAUUUAUUUUGGAUUCACUCGUUUACACUUGUUUGGAUUUGUAUAAAGAGGUUUUAACUCGAUUUGUAUGGGGAGUACCGCGUACACCUUAAUAUUAAUAAUCCAUAAAUGGGAAUGUAUAAUACAUUAAAGCUGUGCAAAAGUCUCAAAGUUAAACCUAAACUCUUAAAACAAAACAAAAACAAAAACAAAAACCAAAACACGAAUACGAAUCUUUUCUCAAUGUUAAACAUGUCGAGCAUCUCUACAUCUACAUAUGUAUGUAUAGAUAGAUGAGCAUAAACACACACAUCUCACACAUUUUACACAGUUUCAAGUUUAUCUUUCGAUCAUCGUUUAUCGCCAAGCAAUCGAUUGCAGAGCUCACUAUUCGUUGAUGUAAUAAUCAAUUAAAAACGAACACACACGCACAGAUCGAUGCUCGGUGUAACGGCCACAGUUUUUCUCUUCCAGUUUUUCUACUAAGAGCAAGCAUAUAACCAAUACGGUACGGGGCAUCUAGUCCCCUUACCACAUAACGUGCAGAUAUAUAAAUAUAAGGCUAAUCACUAAGUUUUGGCGCCACUCUGUGCGAGGUUCUGUGCGUCUUUUUACUCUUUUUUACAUAGCAUAUACAUAUGUACUCGUACCAUAUACAUAA
Molecule: messenger RNA, 3878 nt
Organism: Drosophila guanche
Lineage: Eukaryota; Metazoa; Arthropoda; Insecta; Diptera; Drosophilidae
Gene: tun
Product: protein N-terminal glutamine amidohydrolase
Exons: 5
Coding region: 1170-1787 (205 amino acids)
Cellular component (GO): cytosol; nucleus
Molecular function (GO): protein-N-terminal glutamine amidohydrolase activity; protein-N-terminal asparagine amidohydrolase activity
Source: RefSeq, a predicted model, not a curated record